Molecule: messenger RNA, 5671 nt
Organism: Epinephelus lanceolatus (giant grouper)
Lineage: Eukaryota; Metazoa; Chordata; Actinopteri; Perciformes; Serranidae
Product: transcriptional repressor CTCF-like
Biological process (GO): regulation of transcription by RNA polymerase II
Cellular component (GO): nucleus
Molecular function (GO): RNA polymerase II transcription regulatory region sequence-specific DNA binding; DNA-binding transcription factor activity, RNA polymerase II-specific
Source: RefSeq, a predicted model, not a curated record
UCCCAACUGCCAUUUUGUGGCAGAGGCUACUCUGCUAAAGCGGGAGAGGGAUUAAAACAAACUGCGAAGAAGCCUGCAUUUCUUCUCAGCCUAUUAAACUUUGUAGCACAGACUCCCUGCUUUCGGACGAGUUAAAGGGGAAGAGAAACACUCAAAAAGAGUUCCUACCCAGCAUGGACGGAGGGCCAACAGAGGGUGUAGGGGUGGUGGAGGUCCCCACCAAAGACUUCCCCUCCAUCCAGGCCGUUCACAGCCAGGAUGCCAUGGUGGCUGACCUCCUCCAGCAAGCUGCGGAGGCCGGGGGCGUGGUAGAGGGACAAGCUGGAGUCGUCCUGGAACAAGGUCACGGUGAAGGAAUGGUAGCAGCCACCCAGGCCCAGCAGCAGCUGAUGGAAGCUGGGGUGGGGGUUGGUGUGGAAGGUGGAGCAGGGGUUGAAAUGAUGGUUAUGGACUCACUGGAUCCCACUUUGUUGCAGAUGAAGACUGAGGUGAUAGAUGCUGCUGUGGGGGGAACAUCAGCAACUGUGGGUGUUGUUGGAGGGGUAGCGGGUGCUGCUCACCAAGCAACUGUAACAACAGUGGACCAGACUCAAAUCAUCACACUGCAGGUGGUAAACAUGGAGGAGCAGGCAGCUCUGGGUCUUGGGGAGCUCCAGCUGGUCCAGGUGCCUGUUUCUGCCACUACUGUGGAGGCCCUGCAGCAAGGAACCUUUGUAGACACCACUGCUAUGCCAAAGGACGGAGACCCAGUCAUCUGCCACACCCUGCCGCUGCCUGAGGGCUUUCAGGUUGUCAAGGUUGGUGCUAAUGGGGAGGUAGAGACAGUGGAGCAGGAGGAGGGAGGAGAAGCCCACCCUGAAGAGGAGGAAGAUGAGGAGGUUGGAAAUCAGCUACUUGAAGAAGGGGAGGAUGAACCCAUUCCACCCCCGACCGACGACCCAAACUGGGCUAAAGACCCAGACUAUCAGCCCCCAUCUGGAGCUAUCAAGAAGACCAAGAAGGGUAAAAAGAGUCGUCUGCGUUAUGCUGAAGGAGACAAGGACAUGGAUGUCAGUGUCUAUGACUUUGAAGAGGAACAGCAGGAAGGCCUUCUGUCUGAGGUCAAUGCUGAGAAAGUGGUGGGCAACAUGAAACCACCCAAACCCACUAAGAUCAAAAAGAAAGGAGUGAAGAAGACGUUUCAGUGUGAGCUGUGUAGCUACACGUGCCCUCGACGCUCCAACCUGGACAGACACAUGAAGAGCCACACAGACGAGAGACCUCACAAAUGUCACCUGUGUGGAAGAGCCUUCAGGACAGUCACCCUGCUAAGAAACCAUCUCAAUACACACACUGGAACUCGUCCACACAAGUGCACAGACUGUGAUAUGGCUUUUGUGACCAGUGGAGAGUUGGUUCGUCAUCGUCGCUACAAACACACACACGAAAAACCCUUCAAAUGCUCUAUGUGUGACUACGCCAGUGUGGAGGUGAGCAAACUAAAGCGUCACAUUCGUUCCCACACUGGUGAGCGUCCAUUCCAGUGCAGUCUUUGCAGCUACGCCAGCAGAGACACAUACAAACUGAAGAGACACAUGAGGACACACUCAGGAGAGAAACCUUAUGAGUGCUACAUCUGCCAUGCCCGAUUCACCCAGAGUGGAACCAUGAAGAUGCACAUUCUGCAGAAACACACAGAGAAUGUGGCCAAAUUCCACUGUCCACACUGUGACACUGUCAUCGCACGCAAGAGUGACUUGGGUGUCCAUCUCCGUAAGCAGCACUCAUUCAUUGAGACUGGAAAGAAGUGUCGUUACUGCGACGCCGUUUUCCAUGAGCGCUACGCCCUGAUCCAGCAUCAGAAGUCCCAUAAGAACGAGAAGAGGUUCAAAUGCGACAUGUGUGACUACUGCUGCCGCCAGGAGCGCCACAUGGUCAUGCAUCGUCGAACCCACACUGGAGAAAAACCCUACGCCUGCAGCCAGUGUGAGAAGACCUUCAGGCAGAAGCAGCUGCUGGACAUGCACUUCAAACGCUACCAUGACCCCAACUUCGUCCCCACAGCCUUCGUCUGCCCCAAGUGUAGCAAGACCUUCACUCGCAGGAACACCAUGGCCCGACACGCAGAGAACUGCAGCGGUGAGGUGGAGGAAGCAGAGAAUGGAGCUCCAACCCCAAAAAAAGGGAGAAGAGGGAGAAAGAGGAAGAUGAGGAGCAGGAGAGAUGAGGAUGACAGCGAGGAGGAUCACGCUGAACCAGAUGAGGAUGAAGAGGGUGAGGGUGAAGAAGAAGCAGCACUGCUGCAGGAAGAGGAGGAGCCGGAAAACAUGGAGCUGGACCAGGCCCCUGCUGCCAUCCCAGUACCAGCCCCUGAUGAGCCACCGGUCAAGAGGAAACGAGGCCGACCCCCAAAGAAUGCCCCCAAGCCUCCAACACCCAGCAAAGCAGUCAGAGUGGCGACCAAGGCGACUGCUUCUGCUGCUGCCAUCAUUCAGGUGGAGGAUGAGAGCACUGGAGCAGUGGAGAACAUCAUAGUGAAGAAGGAGGAUGGUGACGCCUCUGCAGCGACACCUCUGGAGCAGGGAGUGGCCCUGACAGUGGAGGGGGUAGGGCUAGAUGGGGAAGGGGUGGAGACUGUUGAGCUGGCUGUGAAUGAAGAAACAGCGGCCGCCGCCGCCAACGGAGAACUGACGCCAGAGAUGAUCCUCAGCAUGAUGGACCGGUGAACACAACACAGCCGCACACAUGCAGCUGGACUAUGAGUCAGAUUGGCAAAUACACAUUAACAUUUCCACAUCCACGGCCUUCACCCUCAUGUUCCAUCAGUGUGAGCUUGUCAUGGCGGCCAUUUUGCCUCCAUUCAAGUGGCUGCAAAACAACCAUGCACAAAGAAGGGAAGUUGCAUGUAAAUACAUACACACAGUAACUCCACAUCCAUGUACAUCAACUGCAUACUGAAGUUUGUGGGUCACACACACACACACAACAUACCAUACCCCACUACACAUACCUGUGUCAUCUCCCACAUCAUAUACAGAUAUCGUCCAAGCUAACGACAGACUGCUCUCUGCUCUUAAAUGCUUUUUUCAGUUUGAAUGUCUUCUGAAUGAAUCAUUGUGUAUUUUGCUACUUGUUUCUACCCAAAGCCACAUCCUGUGGCAGUCUCUACCCACACACUCUGCAGUUAUUGUUCAGCUCCUCUCUGUGUUGCUCUGCCCAAAGGAGACAUCAUUUGAUCUACUUUCACUCUGAUUUUCUGCUGUCCCGCUUGCUGUUCUUGCAACUAUGCUGAUUUUGCAAAUUCCAAGCCUUUAUAUGUGUAUAUAUAGAUAUAAAUGUAGUUUUUCCUAAUGAAACAUAGUAUAUGGUACUUGAGUUUGUCACUGAGAUACCACUUGCUUUCAGUCAUACGAUCUGUAUUUUAUUUCCCCCCAAACUAUGAUUUUCCUCCUCGGCCUGUGUAAACACAUGGCCCAUGUUGUGGUGUUUGUACAUUGAGGCUUUUACAGAAGAAAGUUGUCAGAGGGAUUCUUCUUUAUUCAUGAGCAAAUGGGCACAGGUAGAUCACAUUCAGAGGAACUGAAGUCAGAAAUUUAGCUUUCUAGUUCAUCUGUUUGACAUCCAUGCUGCCUGCAGUCAACCUUGUCCUAAUGGAAUCUUGCCCUCAGCUCAUGCUAAUGAGAUACUUGAGAUAGCUGCUAAUUUAGUUUCCAGUCACCAACAUAGUUAUUUUUCAACUGUUUUCUAUUUUCUUCUACCUCUCACUGAUGGAAGAUAUUUGUCAUUCAUAGUCAACGUUCCUCCUUCUCCUGUUCUACAUUUUGAAGGAGAUCGUUUGCCACCACAUGAACUGAAUGAUCCCUGUCAGUUGGAGAAAAUCCUGGAAAAGUUGGUAAAACAUUGUACUAAAGUUGUGAUUUUGAACAUUCCAAAUCCUUCAAUUAACAUGGAAUUAUGUCUAUGCAUUUGAAUCAUCUCACUUGAAGUAAAAGGCAGUAACAAACUCAAACAUUGUUUUGCAAGCUAAUAUCAGACACUCUUAUUUUUCCUUGAAAUGGAUUCACAUCCCAGCUAAUGUAUUGCUUGGAACAGUUAUCUAAGACCAGAUUGUGAAUCAGUGUGUAACUCAAACAGCCCUCUCCCCCCACAAUAAUCAGCCAACUGUGGCAGGUGGUUUGCAUGUAAAUACACAUAUUAAAACCUUUGCUUUUCGAUUUCUUGUGAACCUUUAUAAUGUUUUUAAAUAGAAGAUUUAAAGAUGUGUUGGUUAAAAGGGAUAUUGAGGUUUUCAUUGACAUGGUAAACAUGUUGGUGCCAUAGCUGGUACUCCAUGUCCCCAGCCUGUAAAGGUGGUUUGCAAAAUGACCUCUUCAUCAUGCUUUCGUUCCAUAGAUGAGCCCCUCUUAACCAACCAAACACAACUAAUCUGAACCACUAUCAGUUUUCUGUGUAUAAUUUGUUGCUCAUAGCGAUACAAAAGUGUUUUCAGUUUUACAGAUAACUGUUUGACAGUUUUCUUUUCUGGCCAAUUUGUAGUUGCCACUGCAUUUCUCUGCAGCUGGUUCAGUCGUAUGACGGAAGCCUUGUCUCAUUCUGUUCUCCUUUAACGUUUGGCCCGCAGGUGAGUUUAGCAUCACCUGUAAAGGAACAAGAGGUUUUUAAGUAUCUGCUGAAAGACAAAACUGUUGGGCACUCAUCUAAAAACAUACUGAAUGAAGUUUAGCUAGUAAAACAGCCUUGUUCUUUUUUUGACAGAUAAUAUACUGUUUUUGGAAGCCGUGUGUUUUAUUUGCUGUACUAUGUGACUUAAUUAGGUAAUGAAGAGGGCUCUUCCACACUGUCCUCAGCCCUGGAUUAAAGCUAUUCACUCAAAUCCUGCAGUUGCAUUAACCCUGGGCUACACCUUGCAGCUGACACUGAGGUUUGUCCUCUCCAGCUCAGUCACUCCAGAUAAGAGUUAGCCCUCAUUUGUAUUUAAAAAACAGGGUUAAGAUCGCUUUGUGAAUCAAGGUGAAAACCAAAAGUAAUCUUCAUGGUCCAAAUUUCAACAAAUCAUAUGAUUUGAUUCUUUUGAAGAUGUGAUAGGGCUUAAAGCUCUGAAGUGAUCUGAUUUCCUAGUGGGCUUGACCACAGGUUGUGAUGGUUGUUAUGUGGCCUUCCUUUUAUGACAAUACCUGUUAUUGUCAGGUUGAACCAUUUCCUCUGUAAAAACAUUGGUUAGAUGCCCAACAUUGUAAAACAAGGCUGUAAAGAACCAUGAACACAGAAAUGGUCACAGAAAAAAUAGCAGUGCCAAGAUACUGAUGGAAGGUUUCUGAGGAAAUCAGUGUUUGGAUAUCAAAUUGACACUUUUAUAAGAAUCUUUCAGAAACAUUUAUUGUACUGCUUUUGUCUGAGAUCUCAUUCUGUAAAACAAAAAAGGACAAAAUAUUCUGUUGUCAACCUAUCAUGGUGUUCUGCAGGCGGACGGAUGGAAGACAGAUGUUUGACUGUUCUCAUAGCAACAGCAUUGUUUUUGUUUGUUUGCACAUUGCUUGUUUGUUUUGGCAGAAGAAUUGAGAGAACGGUUUUAAGAUGGUUUUAAACAUAUCCGUUUUAAGACCGAGAAAACAGAAGAAAACUUUGACGUCAUUUUUGGAAAUGAGACAUUGUACAGCUGAUGAAAAAUAAAAUCAUCCUAAUGGGCCCAUGA